Molecule: messenger RNA, 219 nt
Organism: Paramecium sonneborni
Lineage: Eukaryota; Ciliophora; Oligohymenophorea; Peniculida; Parameciidae
Source: the annotation of a GenBank genome assembly
AUGUCCUUUACACCUCGCCAAAUGAAAUCACAAAACAAAGAAUUAUAACUAACCACCAUUCCUUAUGUUAGCAAAUUUCAGAGAACUUUUACAAAUGAGGAAAUUUCAAGCGUGUCUAAAAAAUUAGAUUUUGAUUAAUUUGACAAUUAAGUGAUAAAACCUAACACCAUUUUGAAAAUGAACUCUCUUCCAUUUAAGGGAAUUGGUCAAAUAAGAUGA